UUCGUCGCAAUCUCUCUGCUCACGAGGCGCCUGUGAUUUUAUCGAUUCUCAGACAUCAGCCAACAAUCUCAGAUUUCGCGAAAGUUUCUGUUUUGAUAAUCAUGACUGACUAUAAGCAGGAACAGGAGAUGGAGAUUGAAGCUCUUGAAGCUAUACUUAUGGACGAGUUUAAAGAAAUUCACUCUGGUGAAAGCGGUCUAAAUACUUCAAAUCGGUGUUUCCAGAUAUUGAUUUCUCCCCAGGAAGACGAUCUAGAGGAGCCAUCAAUAGCAACAGCUCAGUUGGCUCUGAUUUUCUCGCACACAGAAAAUUAUCCAGAUGAAGUUCCGCAUUUGGAUGUGAAAAGUAUACGAGGAAUCCAUAACAGUGAUCUCAAAACCCUAAAACAGAAGCUGGAACAAGAGGCAACAGAAAAUCUUGGUAUGGCUAUGAUCUAUACCCUUGUGACAUCAGUCAAGGACUGGCUGAAUGAACAUUAUGGCCAAGAAGAUGGGACUUUAAAUGCUGAGGAGGAGGCUGCAAAAGAGGACGAGGUGAUUGUCCCUCAUGGUGAACCGGUUACUGUGGAUACAUUUUUGGCAUGGAGAGAAAGAUAUGAAGCAGAGCUUGCACUUGAGCGAGCCAAGCUGAUGCCCGAUUCUGCGCUCACUACAACUAAAGAGAAGAGGCUUUCCGGAAGACAGUGGUUUGAGAGUGGGAGAGCGAGAGGAACUGCAGCCACUGUUGAUGAAGAUUCUGAAGAGGAAGAUGAGGAAGACAUCGACUUUGAUGAUGAAGAUUUUGAAGAUGAUGAAGAAGAUAUGCUUGAACACUACUUGGCCGAGAAAUCUGAUUCUUCCACCCACUCUUCGAGGAGAGCAAACUAGACAUCUUUCAGGUAUAAAACUCGGGCAAUCUGCAAAUUUUGGCAUCGAGAAUUCCGAGAAUUGGUUUUUGAUAUUCUAAACGCAACCUUGAUCCGUCAUGGCUUGAGCUAUGUUCAGAAACGUAGCAAUGGUAGCUCCAUGUACAAGUGCCCUGCAAUGAUGCAGGAUUGAUGGAUUUGACUAAUUCCCCACAGGACAAGGGUAGGGUUCCAAGUACACAACCCUUUCCUAACGUGUUUCGUAUGGAAAGGAAGGAGGAAGCUUCAGAGCGGUUUAGGACAGAACAGAACAGGAUGCAAUCGAAUCAGUUAAGAACACUUACUCAGGGCUUUCUUUCUGAUAACCGAAAACAUUAGCUGCUUUAUGGGCUUUCUCAUAAGUCUGCUUCAGUGCUUCCUGCCAAUACAAGAGCAAAUUUACCA
This is a messenger RNA of Tarenaya hassleriana, 1288 nucleotides long. RefSeq names its product RWD domain-containing protein 1. Gene Ontology annotation, biological process: cytoplasmic translation. The transcript has 12 exons. The record is from RefSeq and is a predicted model, not a curated record. Gene Ontology annotation, molecular function: protein binding. Bases 102 to 866 code for a protein of 254 amino acids. Lineage: Eukaryota; Viridiplantae; Streptophyta; Magnoliopsida; Brassicales; Cleomaceae.